UCCUAUAAAAUAUCAAGUCCAGUAGUUCUGUUGAGUUGUAUUGUAUUUAUCGCUAAUGCAAAGGAGAAACCACACAAUACUAAAACUAUAUAGAGGUAGAUAAUCGUGAAAAUGCAGAUUUCAAGCUCCGUCGCUGGAGACGUUUCGUUGGUACUAUCCUCCACCACGCACACCUCCAGAUCUCUUCUCUUUCCCUAUCUCUCUCCUGCGACUCUCAAAAGAUGCCCUUCAUCAUUCAGUUUAAAGUUAGGGGUGGGAUCAUACACUACCAGAGCAAGAACCUUGACUGUGAAAGCAUCAGGAGAUCCUAGUCCUGAUUCAUCUCGACUUGCUCCUCUUGAGCUGGAGUCCCCAGUUGGUCAGCUGUUGGCACAAAUUCUGCACACCCACCCACAUCUGCUUCCUGCAGCCAUUGAUCAGCAGCUUGAGAACUUAACAAAUGAAAGAGAAACCCAACGUGAAGAAGCUACUUCUUCUCAAGAUCUAGCCCUCUACAGGAGAAUAGCUGAAUUGAAGGAGAAGGAAAGGCAGAUGGCUGUUGAAGAAAUUAUUUACUGCUUGGUCGUACAAAAGUUUUUGGACAGCGGAAUUUCUCUGAUCCAGAAGGUAUCAGCAACCUCUGAUCCUGUUGGGAGAGUGGAUUUCUGGCCAAAUCAAGAAGAUAAGUUAAAAUCUGUACACUCCCCUGAAGCAUUUGAGAUGAUCGAGAGCCACUUAUCACUUGUUCUUGGGGAUAGGGUAGUUGGUCCUGUAAAUGACAUUGUUCAGAUUAGCAAACUAAAACUCGGAAAGCUGUAUGCUGCUUCUAUUAUGUACGGAUAUUUCCUGAAAAGAGUUGAUGAAAGGUUUCAACUUGAACAAUCCAUGAACACCCUUCCUGAAGGUUUUAAAGAAGAGCAACCAACUUUUCAGCAACCAGAACCACAAAGCCCAUUCUGGGAUCCAGAUUCAUUGAUAAGGUUAAUGCCGGAUGAUGGAGAUGGAGGAUCACUAGAUUCUCUUGAAGACAAGUCAUAUAGGUUAAGAUCUUAUGUUAUGUAUUUGGAUGCGGAAACACUCCAGAGAUAUGCGACUAUUAGAUCAAAAGAAGCAAUUUCUUUGAUUGAAAAGCAGACGCAGGCUUUGUUUGGGAGGCCUGAUAUCAGAAUUGCUGAAGAUGGUUCCCUUGAUACAAGUAGUGAUGAAGUGGUUUCUGUCACAUUUUCUGGCUUGACAAUGCUGGUCUUGGAGGCAGUUGCAUUUGGUUCUUUUUUAUGGGAUGCAGAAAGCUAUGCUGAAUCAAAAUAUCACUUUACAAAGGGCUGAGGUAGUGUUUCCUUUUUCCUUUUCUUUUGUGGAAAUUUUAGGUCCUUUGUAAAUACAGUUUAUACCAGAAGUUCAGAACAUGCUAAUUCAGGGUCCUCUGCUGUGAAAUUGAUCUGCAAGUAUCUCCCUUGGUGUAUGUAGUCAGACUCAUAGCUGAACAAAUUGCUCAAUCGACUGUACAUUACGAUGACUGGUGUAUCUUGAUCACAAACACUCGAGGGCUGUAUUUAUUUUGCUUUUUAUCUCGGUACUGGUUGGUAGCAACUGCAAAGAAGGCAAAGUUUUGUUCCGUCUAUUUUGCCA
Messenger RNA from Daucus carota subsp. sativus, 1608 nucleotides. RefSeq names its product UV-B-induced protein At3g17800, chloroplastic. The transcript has 3 exons. Lineage: Eukaryota; Viridiplantae; Streptophyta; Magnoliopsida; Apiales; Apiaceae. Bases 112 to 1305 code for a protein of 397 amino acids. The record is from RefSeq and is a predicted model, not a curated record.